AUCGAUCCGGACGUGAUCUUUGGCUGCCCAAUCUCGUUGACUCGCGUGUUCCAUUUUUCCAAAGUGAGUCAAAAUACUCCGAAGAGAAAUACUUUAUUUUGUCCCAGGUCACCGACUUUCGGCACGACGAUUCACGAUCCAGAGAUCUACUACAGAUUUACCAGUUCCACCUGUGUUUUUUCUUUGUUUGUUGUAACGAAGGAGAGCUAGCCCCCCGGUGCUCCAUUAAAAUAGUUUCGUACGUCGCCGACGAUUAUCUAACAUUUUCUCUUUUUUCUUCUUUCAGAUAUGUAUGUUUUAUCAGGAUCAUAGUCUUCCUUCGCUCGAUUUCAUCACUCCGAUAUCUAACUUUAUGUUCUGCGUAUAGAAAGUUCUGCUUUAUAAGUGUCUUCUUUUUUAGUGUUUUAUUAGUACACUAUGCACAGUAGUUACGACGUGAAAUCUAGUGACGAUGUCACCACAGUACCGCAUCAGCGUAUGCAGGAGUCAGAGGCUGGAAAGCCCAACGAGAACACUUCGCUGUCUCCCAGCCACGAUCAAACCUAUUUCGCCGAUGAAAGAGUGCAAGUACCAGAAACAGGACAUACAGGUUUUAGUUUUAGAAAACUAUGGGCUUUCACGGGACCUGGGUUUUUAAUGUCCAUAGCUUAUUUGGAUCCUGGCAACAUAGAAUCGGAUCUACAAUCCGGAGUGGUAGCAAGAUACAAGUUAUUAUGGGUACUAUUAAGCGCUACUAUCUUAGGUCUCGUUAUGCAAAGACUCAGUGCGCGCCUCGGCGUAGUAACCGGUUUACAUCUGGCAGAGAUGUGUUUCAGACAAUACAAAAAAGUACCUAGACUUAUUUUAUGGUUAAUGAUUGAAAUAGCAAUUAUUGGUAGUGAUAUGCAAGAGGUAAUAGGAACGGCUAUUGCCCUUUACCUCUUAUCUAAUACAGCGAUUCCUAUAUGGGGUGGUGUUCUUAUCACAGUAAUUGAUACAUUCACAUUUUUAUUUUUGGAUAAAUAUGGAUUGAGAAAAUUGGAAUUUUUCUUCGGUUUUCUCAUCUCGAUCAUGGCAAUUACCUUUGGUUACGAGUACGUAGUUGCCGCACCUUCUCAAAUAGAUGUUAUAAGAGGUAUGUUUGUUCCAUGGUACAAUGGAAUGAAUUACGAUAACAAAGUAUUGCUCCAAGCUGUAGGAAUCGUCGGCGCAGUCAUUAUGCCGCAUAAUUUGUACCUUCACAGUGCCUUAGUCAAAUCUAGAGAUAUUGAUAGAAGACAGCCUGCAAAGAUCAAAGAUGCUAACAUGUAUUACUUCAUUGAAGCAUGCAUUGCACUAUUUGUUUCAUUUCUAAUCAACGUGUUUGUCGUGGCUGUAUUUGCUCAUGGUCUCUAUAAUAAAACGAAUAACGAUGUUUAUAAAGUUUGCGAAGCAAAUAAUUAUACACUCGGUACAAAGACUUUUCAGCAAAACAAUGCGACGUUUGAAGCUGAUCUUUACAAAGGAGGAAUCUUUCUCGGUUGCUCCUUCGGCGCAGUUGCAAUGUACAUAUGGGCUGUUGGUAUUUUAGCCGCCGGUCAAUCAUCUACUAUGACGGGUACUUAUGCUGGUCAAUUUGCAAUGGAAGGAUUUUUGAAUCUGCAGUGGGCACGAUGGAAGCGAGUCCUGUUUACUCGAACAAUCGCCAUAGUUCCUACGUUUUUGGUAGCAUUUUUGGCUGACAUGAACAAUUUGAGUGGCAUGAACGACAUUUUAAAUGCUACAAUGAGUUUACAAUUACCAUUUGCCACUUUACCAACAAUUGCUUUCACAAGCAGUGCUCAAAUUAUGGGUGAAUUUCGAAAUGGAAUACUGAAUAAAAUCGUGGCAACUGCUUUGUCAGUUCUAGUAAUAACGAUAAAUAUAUAUUUUGUGAUACAAACUGUUCAAGAAGACCUACCUCAUCAUUGGGCCAUAUAUUUAGCUAUGUGUAUAUAUGCGAUUUUGUAUCUUAUUUUUUGCGCUUAUUUAGCCAUACACAUGGCUGUGAGCAUGGGUGCAACUUCCCUCGGUAAUAACUGGUUGGUUACUAAAUAUAUCGGCACGCCCGUAAGUCCAACACUUGGUAUAUCAAAUCCUGCAGUUUAUGCCAGAACAAAUCCAGCGUUUACUAUUCAAGAAAACGGUAGUUUUUCAUCUAUAUCAGAAUGAUAAUAUCUUAACAAGAAUAUCAACAUGGAAUAUGUAGUAAACAGUUAUAUGCUACGAGGAUGACGAAGACAAGUCUGUUUAUAAUUGCACAAUUAAAUAAGAGGUAAUGUUUAGUUCUUGAUGCAUCGCACU
This is a messenger RNA of Cyphomyrmex costatus, 2301 nucleotides long. RefSeq names its product solute carrier family member malvolio (gene Mvl). The coding region runs from base 418 to 2169 and encodes 583 amino acids. NCBI's taxonomy places the organism in Eukaryota, Metazoa, Arthropoda, Insecta, Hymenoptera, Formicidae. Gene Ontology annotation, cellular component: plasma membrane; endosome membrane. The record is from RefSeq and is a predicted model, not a curated record. Gene Ontology annotation, molecular function: iron ion transmembrane transporter activity; manganese ion transmembrane transporter activity; cadmium ion transmembrane transporter activity. Gene Ontology annotation, biological process: iron ion transmembrane transport; manganese ion transport. The transcript has 11 exons.